AUGAGCACAGCAGUCGCAAUGGCUCCCUCUCCAGCCCCUCACGACAGACCGUCGUUUUCUUCAGAUCUCGCCCCCGCGCCCUCCGCGCAGCAUGCAGUUUCUUCACCCGCCGCACAAAGGACUCUCGCUCCCACAGGCACCCCCAAUGCAACUGCGCAUCGUUCAGGCAGCGGCAGCCCUCGUGGUGCCGCACAGGCUCCCAAGUCCUCUCCUCCCAGCGCUUCGCGAAGCGGCGGCCCUCCGAAGAUUGUUGUGAAAAAGGAGCCCAACUCUCCAGACCUGCCAAACACUCGUCACAGGCCUCGCAAGCUCGACCUUUCCAAGGGCGCGCACCCGGGGUCUAAUGCUCCCCAGACCGCAAGGCCCAUGACUGCCCGUGAGAACUUGGGCAUUCAGGAGGUUGGCCUGGCCUGUCUCUCGCCUGGUUUCGUCACCCAGGACCCGAUCAUGAAGGAACAGCUCCAGCGAAGCAUGAGCGUGAGAGACCAACAGCGCAUGAUCAUUGAGCAGAGAAUGCAGCAGCAGUCGGCCAAGGGCGAUGGCCCCGAUACUGCCGGCAAGGAUCCCGUAUCGCAGUUUGCUGCCAAGACCCCUGGAUUGUCCCGCAGGAACAAGGCCCAGCUCUCCAUCCUGCCGCCAUCUGCUGAGCAGUUCGCCAACGAGCGCGUUAUCCAGUCUGCGCCCCUGGGCCACUCCUUCACCGGUCGCCAGCACCCUGCUCCUUUGACUCGCCACAUCGCAAACCAACCCAACACUCUCUCCAACACAUCUCAUAUCCACCAUGUUCCCGCAAACCAGACUAACAACCGCCUACCGCCUAUCAGUGAUGUCUUUGGUCAAGUCUCCGGCCAUCCUGAGAACGCCCCCAACUCUCUGUACCCCCAGAACAGCGCACGCGCUCCGCUAGCCUCUCCUGGCCACCCCCCGCAGCAAAUGCAGCAACCUCCGACUUCUGCUCGCACCAGGGAGUACAAGUCCGCCGAGGAGGCACAACACGAGAUGACUGGAGGACGUCCUGAGCUUCUGCCCAAGAUCGUACACUACGGCGGCGCUCACCAACCACCAACCCCGCCAUCUCCUGCGCCCGGCAGCAGAGCGGCAGAUCCAAGCCGCAGCACAAGCCGUCGCCGCACACGAGCAGAGUACGAGGACGGCAGUCCCCCUCUUGGACACGGCCCUGCGUCACAAAGGAGAGGUCCUUUCGGAGCGGGCCGUGACACCCCUGAGACCCAGAGACAGAAGCGGGAGGAAUUCCUGCGGUUAUGCGAGAGAGCCUGGGACUUGUUCCACUCUUAA
Molecule: messenger RNA, 1296 nt
Organism: Colletotrichum truncatum
Lineage: Eukaryota; Fungi; Ascomycota; Sordariomycetes; Glomerellales; Glomerellaceae
Source: RefSeq, a predicted model, not a curated record